Molecule: messenger RNA, 1785 nt
Organism: Symbiodinium natans
Lineage: Eukaryota; Dinophyceae; Suessiales; Symbiodiniaceae
Source: the annotation of a GenBank genome assembly
AUGAUGCAGGCAGACGUGUGGUUCGGGACUAGUCCGACAUCCUUCGCGACUGAACUUCGCAGGAUGAGACUCUGCCAGGCACAGUCCGUGCUGAAUCCGACCCGUAGGGCCCGUGUAGCGGUGGCAUCAACACCCGGAUCCGCCCUGAUCCCAUGCAAACUGGUUGCGGGUGCUGCUCUAGCGUCGCCUCGGCUUCGGCUUCGGCUUCGGCUUGUGCUGGAUGCCCACAAUGCCUACAAUGCCCGGUCCAUGAGCUCCACAACUCGGGCUCUGAGCAUCAACGCUCGUGAGUUCCUAGCUGUGGACGACGGUGCUGGGCAGGAGCCCCUCCACAGCAACGACAGCACCGACAGCGACUGCAGCGGCAGCAUCAGUAUGCGAACCGAACAACUCCAGCUCUGGGAGCAGCAGAUUCACGCACUUGUGGUCGUGCUGAUAUCUGCCGAACAUGUCGAAGCAGGGGCCUUGAAGCAAGAGGUUUCAAGACUGCAGGGUUACGAUGAUUGGGGGUACUAUGGCAAGUGGGCUGCUGCCCUGGCACAGGUCCUGGUGAAGCAAUGCUUGAUCGACGCCGAUGCUUUGGAUAAAGCACUCGGAAGCCGGAGUCCUCACGAGAACCCGACUUUCGAAGUUGGGGAUCCUGUCUGGAUCAAGGAGAGCCCGGGAAGACCGGCAUCCCAGUGGCGUCGGCCCUUCUUGCCCGUUCCUGGCAGCGCGUCAGGACUGUGCGGAACCGUGGCAAGGCGACUAGGCUUGAGAGCAGAUGGGAGUUUCUUCGCCUUGCAGAGGGCGCUCGGGUUGGAGGUGCCAACGGAACAGUGCAUGUACCUUGUCCAUUUCGAUUCCGAGGCUUUGUCGAAGCAAGGGUUGUCGUUCUCGGGGCAGGUUGUGGCCGUUGAAGUUUUCCAAAGCUGGCUGGAGGCUGAGAAGCCCGACUUCACUUCGAAGCUACAGCCUGGGGCAGCGACAGUGAAAGCCCCAAAAGGCCCGAAGCGCAGACACAUGCGUCAAAGCUUAAAGACCCUAUCCCAGGAGAUGCAUGAUGCUGGAUUGGGCCCCUGCAAAGCUAGACCUCCUGAAGCGAAGCAUGAGCCACAUGAUGAGCGGCAUGAGGAGCCACAUGAGCACUUGCCACGAUCUGCUGUGGAGCAAGCAGCGGUGGAGAAGGAAGGCAGAGAAACGCCGGGGCAGCGCGUAACCGAGGCGCUGCUGAAGGUCCUGACCGCCCGAGGCAUCAUUGCUUUGUCGGCGAUUUCCAGGGCAAUGGAGGUCAUCGACUCUUUGGGAGUCCACCCUGUUGGACCGCGGAUUGUUGCACGUGCCUGGUACGAUGCCAACUUCAAAAGCUUGCUUCUCAAGGACGCAAACGCGGCCAUCAAAAGUAUGCUGGGCCACGAAGCGGCAAGCUCCACGUCCACAGUGAAAAUCAAAGUGGUCGAAUCGACACCUGCAGUGCACAACCUUGUUGUUUGCACGUUGUGCUCCUGCUACCCAGUCACGUUGCUCGGCUUGUCCCCAGCAUGGUACAAAUCUCGUGAAUAUCGCGAACAGGCCGUGGACAAGCCACGAGAGCUCUUGAAGUCGUUCGGCAUAGAAGUUCCACAAGAUGUGGAGCUUCGGGUACACGACUCCAACUCCGAGUUAAGGUAUUUAGUUUUGCCCCAGCGCCCUACAGGAACCGAGGGUUGGUCCGAAGAGCAGCUUGCAGCGCUGGUGACCCGUGACAGCAUGAUCGGUGUGGCGUUACCACAAGGGCCAGAACUGGAGCAAGCACCUGAGGUCUAG